Trichoderma harzianum CBS 226.95 is the source of this 1515-nucleotide messenger RNA. RefSeq lists its product as hypothetical. NCBI's taxonomy places the organism in Eukaryota, Fungi, Ascomycota, Sordariomycetes, Hypocreales, Hypocreaceae. The transcript is spliced from 9 exons. Bases 1 to 1515 code for a protein of 504 amino acids. The record is from RefSeq and is a predicted model, not a curated record.
AUGGGAGACAUCGAUGUGUUGAAGACAACUGCAUCAGACCUCAAAGACAUGCUUAACAAAGGACUUAUAACAUCUCGUACUAUAGUCGAAACUUAUUUGGGCCAAAUUAAGCGACAUAAUUCACAAGGAAUGGUGCUUAAUGCACUCAUUGACAUUGCUCCGGAAGAGUCGCUCUUAGAAUUUGCGGAUAUUUUGGAUGCCGAGAGAGCUGCAGGCAACCUCCGUGGAGACUAUCAUGGAAUACCAAUCGUGCUAAAGGACCUGAUAAAUACCGACCCAUCUCUUGGAAUGAGAACAACACUGGGCUCAUAUGCCAUGGCAUCGGCAAGACCUGCCAGAAACGCAUUGGUAGUUGACGUGCUUCUCCAACAAGGACUCAUUGUUCUAGCAAAAGCAAACCUAUCAGUGAGCUGGUCCCCAAUUGGAGGCCAAACCCAGUCUCCUUACAUCAUUGGGGGCGUCUCACCUGGUGACACUUUACUCGGACAUAGUAAUCCAGGAGGCUCUUCCAGCGGCUCCGCAGUUUCCGUUGCGGCCGGUUUUACUCCAUGGUCUAUUGGGGUAGAAACAGAUGGAUCUGUCCAAACCCCCGCUAGCCGAGCAUCACUAUUCGCCUUGAAGCCGACAAUAGAUAUGAUUUCAGGUGAUGGUGUCUUUAAGCUGACAAAUGCCUUUGACAGCCUUGGAGGAAUGGCUAAAUCAGCGCAAGAUCUUGCAGCGCUGACUGAGAUUCUUUUUCUUACAGUGCCUGGCAGUCCAAUGGCCGGAAAGAGUUUGACAGCAGACUUUUCGAGCUCUCUUGACGGGCUCCGUCUAGGAUUCGUUGAACCGAAUGAUUGGAUGUUCUCUUCAACGAUUCUUGAGCCAGACGAAACGUACCUGCAGCAGCGACGAAACCAUUGGAACCACGCGAUGAACGAGUUAAAUCGCCUGGGAGCGAAGAUUGUUUCUCCAAUUAAGAUCAAGAAGACUUCUGAGUACACCUUCGAAGGCAAAAGCAGCUACCAAGUGAUUCGAUAUGGCGGCUGGAAGCGUAUUAUUGCUGAUUAUCUACAUGAUCUGGCGGAGACUAAGGUCCACUCACUCGAAGAUAUUGUAGAAUUCAGCAUACAGAACCCUGACCUGGAGUUUUCUGAUGUUUGCCAGAAUCAAGACUCUUUGGUUAAUAUAUUAAAGUAUGACAUUCCUGCCUCUGUCGUGGACGAUGCUGUCAGAGACGUCCGCCAAGCCGCUGGUCCCGAGGGUAUAGACCGCGCACUGAAGGAAUAUGGUAUCGAUGCUAUCAUAGCACCGACUGAUAUUUCUAUGCUAACCUUCAACGUAGGUUAUCCCAUGGGCACUAUGCUCCUAGGCUAUCUGCUUCCUAGUGGGCGCCCUCAUGGAUUAAGCAUCAUCACAUCCAAAUACAAUGAUGCAUUGAUACUUCGAAUCAUGCACGUGUAUGGUACAAAGUCAUUUACUAGGAAAGUACCAUCUCAGCUGGAAGCGGAUACAGUCGGAAAGGCUUGUAUUUGA